AUGUGGCGACCGUGGGCAAGGAAGGGUGCUCCAAAGGUGCCCAAGCCAAUGAAAGGACCGAUACACAUAUAUUACCAGCUUGAAAAUUUCUACCAGAAUCAUCGCCGGUACGUGAAGAGUCGUAACGACAAGCAGUUGCUGUACAAGGAUGCUGCGAGCACGAUAACAAACUGUGAGCCUGAAGCCACCAGUGAAGACGGCGGCGCGCCCAUCGUGCCCUGCGGCCUCAUCGCCUGGAGCUUGUUCAACGACACCUACUCGUUCUCUCUCAACAAGAAGGCCGUCGAGGUGAACAAGAAGAACAUUGCCUGGGACAGCGACAAGAACAAAAAGUUUGGCAGCGAUGUUUUCCCCAGCAAUUUCCAGAAAGGCGGACUCAUCGGCGGUGCUAAACUGAACGAGAAAAUACCACUGAGUGAGCAGGAGGACCUCAUUGUCUGGAUGCGAACCGCGGCCCUCCCGACAUUCAGGAAGCUGUACGGCAGGAUCGAGUCGGACAUAAUGGCGAGCGACGAGAUCACGGUGGUGAUCCAGAACAACUACAACACUUACAGCUUCGGGGGAACGAAGGCGCUGGUGCUGUCCACCACGUCGUGGAUCGGCGGCAGGAACAACUUCAUCGGCGUCGCGUACGUCGCCAUCGGCGGCAUCUGCCUCUUCCUCGCCAUGGGCUUCGUCAUCCUCUACGUGAUUAAGCCGAGGGCCCUUGGAGACCCUAACUACUUGUCAUGGAACAAAGAAAACCCAGACCAUCCCAACUGA
Molecule: messenger RNA, 762 nt
Organism: Miscanthus lutarioriparius
Lineage: Eukaryota; Viridiplantae; Streptophyta; Magnoliopsida; Poales; Poaceae
Source: the annotation of a GenBank genome assembly